AUGGAUAACAAGGAAGAAUCAAGCAACAGUGCGGUCAGCGUUCUCACCUGGGAGCAGGUGAACCGUCUGAAUGAAGUUCUGACUGAGGUCGUGCCUGUUCAUGGACGAGGGAACUUUCCCACCCUGGAGGUGCAGUUGAGUGACAUUGUGGUGCGAGUGCGCGCCUGUCUGGAGCUGAGCGGCAUCACGGUGAAGGACAUCCGGCUGAACGGGUCCACAGCCAGCCACGUUCUGGUGCAGGACAUCGGCUGGAGCUACAAGGACCUGGACGUCAUCUUCCGGGUGGACCUGCCCCACGAGUCGGAGUUCAGGGUGGUUAAGGACGUCGUCCUGGGGAUCCUGCUGGACUUUCUGCCCGAGGGCGUGAACAAAGAGAAAAUCACCCCCAUGACUCUCAAAGAGGCCUACGUCCAGAAGCUGGUCAAGGUGAACACGGAGCAGGACCGCUGGAGCCUGAUCUCCCUCUCCAACAACAACGGCCGCAACGUGGAGCUGAAGUUCGUGGACUCCAUCCGUCGGCAGUUCGAGUUCAGCGUGGACUCCUUCCAGAUCGUGCUGGACUCCGUGCUCUCCCACUACGAGCAGGCCAAGGCGCCCAUGUCCCGGGACCUCCACCCCACGGUGGUGGGGGAGAGCGUGUUCGGGGACUUCCACGCCGCGCUCGGCCACCUGCGCAACAAGCUCAUCGCCACCAAGCGGCCCGAGGAGAUCCGGGGCGGCGGCCUGCUCAAGUACUGCAACCUGCUGGUGCGGGACUUCCGGCCGGCCAGUCAGGAGGAGUUCAAGGCCCUGGAGAGGUACAUGUGCUCCCGCUUCUUCAUCGACUUCCCCGACAUCGGCGAGCAGCAGCGCAAGGUGGAGGCCUACCUCCAGAGCCACUUCGUGGGCGAGGAGAAGAGCAAGUACGACUACCUCCAGAUCCUGCGCAAAGUGGUGAACGAGAGCACGGUGUGCCUGAUGGGCCACGAGCGGCGGCAGACGCUCCACCUGCUGUCGCUGAUGGCGCUGCGCGUUCUGGCCGAGCAGAGCGCCAUCCCCGACGCCUCCUGCGUCACCUGCUACUACCAGCCCGCGCCAUACGUCCGGGACCAGAACUUCAGCAACUACUACGUGGCCAACCAGAACAUUCCCACAUGGCUGCCAUGUAACUGA
This is a messenger RNA of Menidia menidia (Atlantic silverside), 1152 nucleotides long. The record is from the annotation of a GenBank genome assembly. Lineage: Eukaryota; Metazoa; Chordata; Actinopteri; Atheriniformes; Atherinopsidae.